CUCCUCACAUUCAUUCAUACAUCAGCCCGGCUCCCGUCUUCCCAGGCGGAGGGACAGUGACGCUGGCUGUCUGACUAUCUCCUCUCAUUAUCAUUCCCCCUCCCCCCUCCAUCCAUCCAUCUCCCACUCCAGCUGGAUAAGCCAACCACUAACCAGCUCUACUCUCGUUACAGAGCGGGGUCUUGAAGAUUGCAUCCUUACAUUUGUAAUCAGAUGUAGGAGAGGAUUAUCUCAAAGUCUCCUCCAUCUUGUGCACAGCUAGGGGCAGCUGAGACUGAAACAGGAGAGGAGAGGAAGCAGCAGGAGAGAGGGAUCAAGGGCGGCACAGUGAAUGUAGUGGAGUUGAAGGCAGAGAGAGGGAGAGAGGUCACCUGUGGAUGUGAAGACGAGGAGGAGGAAGAUGAGGGCUUUGUAAGGGACUUUUACCUAUCACCAUCCCAAAAGGAGAGGACAAGGGGAGCAUAGAGACUCAGCAGCAAGUAGAUCCCCGCGAGAGGUAUUCCAUGGCAGAGGCUGGGCAUCCUGUGUCGACGUUGUUCCUGUUGGAGGGAGAUGUUCCCUUGGAUCCUACCGUCUCUGGUCAGUCCCUGUUUGACAGCUCCAAGAGCUCUACGCAGGAAAUAAGCACGUCUACAGCGGCAGGUUACAAGUGCCAGGAAGAAGCUAAAAGUAAGAUCUGUCAAGGAAAUUCUGCUACUCUUCCUACCGAGGGAACUUGCAGCGGCACUCUGGGGAUCAACAGCCGACCCGCUGAACAGCAGCAAGGUGCGUCUGAACGUUGUGCAAUCCCUGGAGGUCCAAGCCACCCACUGAGUCUUGCUGAGACACAUACACCCUCACACCAGCACAGGACAGGUGUGAGUGCAAACAAAGACAGCCCUGAGUCAGCCAGGACACUACAGAGUAUAAAGUUGGUAUCUCUGCCUGUUCACAGAAGUCACUCUGACACUUUAUGUCAGGUCAAACAGGGAGUGCCCCCCCAGGCUCCAGACAGUGAGACUUGUGGACUUAGUUGUCAUGGAGGAGAUAAAAGCAUCCAAGAGACUGAAACUCACUCCGAGCUGGCCUGUAAGCAGUCCAUGCCGUUGCAACAGUGCAGCUUUGUCAAUACCAUUUGCAGAGGAGCCAACAGUGGAGAAUCUGGUGUACAGCAGCCUCAAAGCAGGUGUAUCUGUAUCUCAACCACUGAGGCAACAGUCAGGGUAAAGCAUGCUGAGGAAGAAGGCCAUCUCCCCUCUCAAUGUGACAAAACACUGUGCUAUGGCUCUUAUAUGCACCAUGAUAAUUUUGAGGACACGUUUGCUGCUUACUGCCAUCCCCAGCCCAUUCCAGCCCCAUCCCGGCUGCUGCCACGCCUGGCAGGCAUAGAGCCACAGUGCAACGUUCAGUGUGCCACGGCACCUCCUCCUGCAGCCAACCACCUCACCCUGCCUCGACUCAUCUCCUCCGUCAGUGAGACGGGCCUGGAUGCCAAACAUCUGCUGCGCUGCUGCAACCUCAGCUGCUCCUGGAUCCGCUCAAUGCCUCCUGGCACUUGCCCACAAUCCCAAAAGCCACUCAGCAGGGAGGAGUGCUGCAGCAGUUCAUUUGGUCCAGUCAGAUCUACAGUCCGUGACAUGGGGACUAUGACAGCCCACACAGUUCUGAGGGACGUAGGGGUGCAGACAAGUCAGACCGCCAUAUCUCAUGUGUUCCCCGAGGUCUGUCUGACAGACAAGUGCAGGAAUGAGACCUCCUGCAUCCUGACUCUAAACAGUGAUAGUCAUGGAAGCAAGAAACAGGGUGGUGCUCCCAAAUCUCCAGUAAAGGAGGUGAAGUGGGAUGCAGAAGGGAUGACAUGGGAAGUGUACGGGGCUUCUGUGGACCCGGAGGAGUUGGGUCUAGCCAUCCAGAGACACCUGGAGCUACAGAUCAAGGAAACAGCAAGCCAUGCAGCCAAGCUGGCACGCCAAAACACCAACACAUCUGGUCAGGGCAAAAACACCAGCUGUCAGAGAAAGAGAAACAGAAUGAUGAGCUCCAUCCGAACCCCGGUCUGCUGCAGUCGGAGCACUGAAGUUGUUGACUGAUUCACCGGCUGACAGAUGGAGUGGAAGAGACCUGAGCACUGAACCGACCUUAACUUCAGCCUCAAAUGUCAUCCAUCUGAGCAGAAACUUUGUGAAAGAUAGAGUAAUCUGCAUACUUACAAGACUGGCCUGUAUACCAGUAUUUCAAUAUUUCAGUGACUGUAACUGUGAUUCUUGUAGCUGUGCACUACAAAUUUUUCUGAGGGCCUCUCUACUAAUGUAUAUUUUAAUAAGGAACCGUGUACAAGACACAGACUCAAUAAGAAAACACUUACACAGAGUUAAGCAAUCUGAUACAACAGCCCUAUAAGAAAUACUACUCUUACUACUAAUACUAAUAAUAUUAAUCUGAAAAGCUUGUAAUGAAUGUGAAUUGAGGCGUAGAAUGUAAUUCAGUAAACUGAACCUCAGCUGAGUCCAAACCAAAUGCUGAUCUAAUCACCUCAGAUCAACCCUUUACUACAUCCCUGCUUCUGCUCUCCACCUCCUGGAAUUUGUGUUCCUCUUUCUGCAUUACUCGGAUUUAGGGUCUUGACUGACACCUGUGGAUAUCUGGCAAGGGAAGCAUUGAGAGUUUCUUACCUAAUGCUGAUCCUAAUCUUAGUCUGCAGCCUCAAAAACAAACUACCACCUCGCCCGCACAGUCACAAUAAGAACUGAAUGUUACAAGCAAACACAUGCAAUGUUAAAGGAAAUGAAUGUCAUACUAAUACUGUAGAAAAAGUCAAAGUAAAAGGCAAAUUAACUAACCACUAUGUUCUUUAAAAAAUAAAAAAUCAAUGGAGAUAGAGUGAAUAUGUCCUUUGUAAGGGAAUUUCAUACUGUGUGGCACCCAAAAUAAGUUAAUACUGUACAUAUUGUGUGUUUUCAGGCUGUGAAAACAAGAUGGCUGUCCUUGUUUUUGAAUGAAUGAUGGACAAAUUUUGAUUUUUCAAGUGACUGACCGGUUUAACCUACACAUGUCCAUGGAUUUGUUUUCUUUCCAUUAAAAGGAGGAGUUGUUCCCUG
This is a messenger RNA of Acanthochromis polyacanthus (spiny chromis), 3077 nucleotides long. RefSeq lists its product as uncharacterized. The record is from RefSeq and is a predicted model, not a curated record. The coding region runs from base 504 to 2069 and encodes 521 amino acids. The transcript is spliced from 2 exons. Gene Ontology annotation, biological process: neuron projection development. Gene Ontology annotation, cellular component: plasma membrane. Lineage: Eukaryota; Metazoa; Chordata; Actinopteri; Pomacentridae.